AUGUCCUUCGACUUCCAUGACGUCCGGCCCUUUCCUCUUGACCGCAUUGGAGACAGACAGGCCACUGACGAAGAUGCCCAGGAACAUUGUCGCAUCUGCCGUGGCGAAGCCUCUCCCCACCAACCCCUCUACUACCCUUGCAAAUGCAGUGGCAGCAUCAAGUUUGUUCACCAGGAGUGUUUGAAAGAAUGGCUCUCGCAUUCUCAGAAGAAAUACUGUGAGCUUUGCAAGACGUCCUUCCGAUUCACCAAACUCUACGAUCGGUCCAUGCCACACACUCUGCCUUUCCCCCUGUUUCUGCAUCAGAUCACGAGGCAUGCCCUCUCCGCUUUCCUGCGACACACCCGCUACCUGCUGGUCGGUCUGGUAUGGUUGUGCUGUCUGCCGUGGUCUAUCAGGCAGAUAUGGCGUGGAUUGUUCUGGCUGGCCGAUGGGAAUUGGCUGGACGAACAGGACAUCCUCUUGGAACAGAACGCUACUCUCAUUUCCAGCGUUACCCUCGAUCCUGUACAACCGACACUCGAGAUGACCCCGUCCUUUGAAAGGCUCAAUUUCGUCCUGCCGCCCAUGCAACUCUCCCUCGCCGAUAUCACACGCGCCGCCUUCAGCCAAGGCCUUAUUGGGAGAAUGCUCCAACUCAUCUUCACACUCCUCAUUCCAACCUCAACAUCAACCAACGCGAGCCCCUCUUCUCACGCGCCGACCUCACACCGUUCGCCCUCUCUUCUCUCCGACGUCCAAUUCCUGGCCAAUUGUUCCGCUGUCCCUGCCAUCAACCACCUGACCCUCGACGUGGUCGAGGGCCAGCUGAUAUGCAUUUCGCUUGUAACCGCAUUCAUCCUAGUGUUCUUGAUUCGCGAGUGGGUCAUCAACCAGCAGCCUAUUCAUAACAUGCCAGAUCUUGAUGGCCAUGACAAUCCCGUCCCUCCACCCGCUCCCGUCGACCUCAACGCUCCUCCAAUGCAGAGGCUCCGUCGCCAAAACCCUCGCCGUGACCAGGAACCACACGCAGACCGGGCCCCGGUUGACCAAGCACCGCGUCCUAUAGCAAUACCCAGACUCCGCAGAGCUCUUACAGAUGAUAAUCUUCUGAAUGAUAUUCAUGCCGAUCCUCUCGAACGUCCUGGCAUGUCCGUCAGAUCUGAAAGCCUGAUCGCUGACCCAUCUGCACGAGCGGAGACCCGUUCCACAAAUGACUUUGGGGACAGUCCAACCUUGUUUCAGGAGUCCGACUCCCCGUCUUUUAGCCGAAGGGCCUUGAGCAACUCUAUCAUCGUCCAGCGUGAGGUCGAAAUCGUCCCAGGGAGUGAUGCGGGUGCCCCCGAGCACGAUUCCCUUGCUCAUGAUCUCGGCGAUGAAGCUCAAUUGGCCGAUUUUGUUGACCCUUCCUUGUUCCUGCCAGACUCGUCGAAUUCCUCCCACCCAGAUUCUGCUUCCUUCGAAGCACAUGCAAUGCUUCAGCGUUCACUCGACUACGUCGAUCCUGAACAGGACCAAGAAGAGAAUUCUAUCAUGUUUGACGCUGAUCUCGACAACUCCAAUGGUGCGGUCACGAAUAGUGCCAGUGAAGACCCAGACUCGGGUAUUGCUGGAAGUUCAUCCACAACCUCCACCGGAGCACCCGAUACUCCUGCUCCUCCUGAAGAGUCCCGCCUGCAGAAGAUCUCGGCAUGGCUAUGGCAUGUCGAUGACCAACAACGAGCUCCUCGGCGUCCCGAGACUCGAGAUAUGGAACGCAUUGUCGAAAACCUACUCGAUGAAGCUCCUUUUGUUCCUAAUCCACAUCAAGAACAACCGGGGAUUCUACCUCCUGUGUUGGAAGCUCCAGUACCACCCGCUAGAGAGCCAGCGGAUGUCCACGAUCCCAAUGCUGCAGAUGAUGCUGAUGACAUAGAUGGGAUUCUUGAGCUGCUUGGAAUGGAAGGACCUCUCUUCGGAAUGGUGCAGAACGUUGUCUUCAGCCUCUUUCUCAUCACUAUCACCCUGUCGGCCAGUGUCUGGUGUCCAUAUGUCUGGGGCAAAAUUGCACUCUUAUUUAUCUCCAACCCAGUGGGGAUGCUGAUCAAAGCUCCCCUCUUUGUCCUAUCUCGCGCAGCCGAUCUCGUGGUCGAUGUCAUUUUCUUUGCCGCUGGAAUCGCUGGAAUCAUGCUCAAUGCAUCUCUCAGGAUCAUACAGACUAGCGUUACACCUUUGUUUCCUGGUGCUAGCAACCUCGUGGACCUGGGUGCUGUCCACGAUUUCACGUUGGAGUUCAGCCAAAAGAGCAGCACGCGGUUGCAGAAGACCCUGGUUGGGGCCAUGCUGAAUCUGAAACCCGAUCUCCCGACAUUUUCUGUCUUAUCUCAUCACGCUCUGAUAUCUUUGAAGGCAUCUUUCUCUAGGACAGUGCUCUGGACCGCUUCGUGCAUCCUCCGAGCUCGCGCAUGGGCUGUCACCACGCCACUCUCGGUUGGCUCGGUUCUCUCUGGUUUCCUCGGUCUUAGUCGAUCGAUUCCUGGCGCUUUGACAGCCACGCGCAUUUUUUUCCAGUCGAAUUUCCAGGACUUAUAUUCCUUUGGGACCGGCUUCGAUCUGGGUUCGUCGGCAAGGCGCGCGCCUAUCGAUAGCUCUCUUGUGGCCUGGGGUACCGAGGACAGGAUUAUCACCAUCAUUAUCGGCUAUGCAUUUUUUGCAGCAGCUGGAGUGAUCUUCCUUGAGCUUGCACACCUCAUACUUGGCCUCAGAGAUGACGAAAAGGUUGAGGGAUAUUUUGCGGAUUGCUUGCGACAAGCUGGUGGGGUGAUGAAGGUUAUUGUCAUCAUAGGCAUUGAGAUGCUUGUUUUCCCACUGUAUUGUGGGCUGCUCCUCGAUGUUGCCCUGCUGCCACUGUUUGCGAAUGCCACAUUGACUAGCCGUAUCACCUUUUUGAUACGGGCACCUUUCACGGGGAUAUUUAUUCAUUGGUUCAUCGGGACUUGUUAUAUGUUUCACUUUGCAUUGUUUGUUGGAAUCUGCCGCAAAAUUCUUCGAAAGGGAGUCUUGUACUUCAUCCGCGACCCGGAUGACCCUACCUUUCAUCCAGUUCGCGAUGUUCUUGAGCGCCCUAUUCCUACGCAACUCGGUAAAAUCGCAUUUUCGGCGCUCGUAUACGGUGGCCUGGUCAUGCUCUGCUUAGGUGGCGUUGUCUGGACACUAGAAUGGAUUGGUGGUGUUCUUCCGAUUCAAUGGGCAACCCCCGAGCCAAAGUUGGCUUUUCCCGUCGAUGUCAUUUUCUACAACCUCAUGUUGCCUUUGAUCCUGCGGAAAGUUGACCCAUCCAAAAGAUUCACCGCUCUAUAUGAGUGGUGGUUUCGAUCAUGUGCCAAAGGAUUAAGACUCACGGCAUUCCUUUUUGGAGAUGAUCGUGAAGAGGAAAAGACCGGGAAGGGAUGGCCGAAGCCUUUCUCCCGUGCAGAAGUCCAACCUUCCGACACCAAUUCCCCUCAAAAUGGUACUUUCGUGAGGGCACCCGCUUCGGACUCGGUUCGGAUCCCCCGGGGUCAAAACGUGUUCUUGGAAGUCAACGAGCGCAACGAGCGCGUUGAUGGUCUGCCUGACCCCGACAUAGGUAUACAUGGCAAGAUAGAUAAGCGAUUCGUCACAGUAUAUCUGCCUCCAAACUUCCGGUCGAGAAUUGCUGCUUUCAUCCUUCUCCUGUGGCUCUUCGCUGCUUCAACCGGCGUUGCCACUACGAUUGGUCCAUUGCUACUUGGCAGGACGAUCAUGCGGUGGAUAUCGAAGUCUGAGCUAGCCCCUAAUGAUUUGCACGCCUUCACUCUGGGGAUUCACAUCUUCACUCUCGCAAUCUGUUGCGUCACGUUUUCAAAACCAGCCUGGGACUACCUCCGGAAAAAAUCACUCUACUUGUUCGGCCACAGCAAAGAUGCGCUUAUCCAAAUGGUUAGCUUCUCAAAAUACGUCUCUGGCUUAAUCUAUUUAGGGACCUUUACUGCUGUUGUUCUUCCUUGUGUGUUGAGCACUAUAAUCGAGCUGUACCUCCAUGUACCCUUGUUUACAUACCUAGACUCGGGGAACCAACUGUCCAAAGCCGGUAUUGGUGGGUCUUCGAAUGGUCAGAGAGCGACUAUCUUCAUCCUUCAGACUUGGACCAUCGGACUGUUGUAUCUCCGUCUGUGCCGAAGGCUCUUCCUUAAUUAUGUUGCACCAGACUCUCAAGCCAGCAUUGCUCUUCGCGCCAUUUUUCGGGACGGCGUUUGGCGACCUGAUGUUCAAUUGGCAAGCCGAGCAUUUGUGCUCCCCGCGACUUUCAUUUGCUUUAUAUUACUAGCAACUCCAUUGGCGGCUGCGAAGCUUGCCAUUAGUGCUUUGCGAGUCGAGGAGGCCGGGGCGCAGACAAGAAUAUAUCGUGCUGCAUACCCUACCCUCCUAGGCACUUGUCUUGUUUGGUAUGCUAUUUGGAUAUUACAGCGCCAGAUCGCAAAUUGGAGGGCUAAAAUCAGGGAUGAGGUAUACUUGAUUGGUGAGAGGUUGCACAACUUCCACGACGGAAAGCCUGAAAUGAGUGUGAACAAAACGGGGAAAGAGAUGUACCUGUGA
Messenger RNA from Exophiala aquamarina CBS 119918, 4575 nucleotides. RefSeq lists its product as uncharacterized. Gene Ontology annotation, cellular component: endoplasmic reticulum membrane. The transcript has a single exon. Lineage: Eukaryota; Fungi; Ascomycota; Eurotiomycetes; Chaetothyriales; Herpotrichiellaceae. Gene Ontology annotation, molecular function: zinc ion binding. The record is from RefSeq and is a predicted model, not a curated record. Bases 1 to 4575 code for a protein of 1524 amino acids.